This is a messenger RNA of Cloeon dipterum, 858 nucleotides long. It is a transcript of the gene rtp, whose product is annotated as retinophilin. The coding region runs from base 157 to 621 and encodes 154 amino acids. The transcript is spliced from 4 exons. NCBI's taxonomy places the organism in Eukaryota, Metazoa, Arthropoda, Insecta, Ephemeroptera, Baetidae. Gene Ontology annotation, cellular component: cell projection. The record is from RefSeq and is a predicted model, not a curated record. Gene Ontology annotation, biological process: response to axon injury.
CUCGCACGUUUAUUAAUCGGAAGGAGUAGGUCGGUAUUGGCCACAUAACUCGCUUAACAAGAAGCCGUAGCAGCAGGGCUUCAAAAUUAUUGACUGCAUACGCCGGCCCCGCGGCUCAAUUCAGGCUGGACAGCACACGACGGAAUACAGGUUGCCAUGGCUGAAGUGCUGCCAGGAGUGGUCAAAUGCGGCGCCUUCGACUACGACGACGGCACCCGCUAUGUCGGCGACUGGAAUGCAAAGGGCCAAAAGCAUGGCAUGGGCCACCUCGUGCUGCCCGACGGCACCCGCUAUGACGGUGCUUUCAACAACGGCCUCUGCGGCGGACUCGGCGUCAUGAGCUUCCCCGACGGCGCCAGGUACGAGGGCGAGUUCAUGCAGGGCUGGUUCCACGGCCACGGCGUCUUCUGGAGAUCGGACGGCAUGAAGUUUGAGGGAGAAUUCCGUGGAGGACGAAUUUGGGGACUAGGAUUGAUCACCUUUAGCGACGACACUCAUGGUUUCCCACGUAACGAGGGUUACUUCCAGGAUUGCCGAUUUGUCAGGAAGAAGAUCUGCCCUGACGUGAUCCAGCGAGCGCAGAAGGUGGCCAUGAUGGCCAGGGCGCAGUGCGACAAGUGAAAUCGUUCAGCGGAGCACCAACUACAUGCCAAAGAUAUUGAUUGUGGCGCCUGAUAAUUUAUCAUUCAACUUGAACAUUUAAUUGUAAACAAAUUCUGGUCAGCUUUAUCUGUGGCGUCAUUUUGCCAAACUAUUAUAUGGAUCUUCUACUGCCUUAUAAAUGAAGUGUUUGCAGUUUUAUUGAAGUCAACAAAUAAUGUACUUGUAAACAACAAUAAAUAAUUUCGUUUAAAUUCA